Molecule: messenger RNA, 3855 nt
Organism: Oncorhynchus gorbuscha (pink salmon)
Lineage: Eukaryota; Metazoa; Chordata; Actinopteri; Salmoniformes; Salmonidae
Gene: sema4d
Product: sema domain, immunoglobulin domain (Ig), transmembrane domain (TM) and short cytoplasmic domain, (semaphorin) 4D
Exons: 22
Coding region: 597-3617 (1006 amino acids)
Biological process (GO): positive regulation of cell migration; positive regulation of GTPase activity; neural crest cell migration
Molecular function (GO): semaphorin receptor binding; chemorepellent activity
Source: RefSeq, a predicted model, not a curated record
CCACUAGAUACUCCUAUUGUUAAGGUAGGGCUGCCAAAGAGGCAAGGCUGCUCUGCUCUCUGUGUGUUGGAUGAGUGGGGUUUUCCCUCCUAUUCUUAUUUCUGUCGCAUUUUUUGGACAGACUGGGUUGAAUAAUUAAUUGUUGCUGGUGAGGAAGGAAGGAGCGGUAUGGCUGGAAAGAGGAGGUGACUACCGUCUCUAGAAAGAGGUGGCUACUGCCUUUGGAUGCUUGUAUUUGUUUUUUUCUCUUUGUCAUUGUCAGCAGUGUUGUCACUGGUCAUGCUAACAUCUUGGUAGGGGAUUGUGAAGAGUGGAGCCACCUCCCAACUGCUACUCUCCCCAGCUGGAGGAGCUUCUGACUGGGCUACAGAGCUUGAUCUGUGAUGUAAACCAUCUCAUCCUUCACUCCCCUGUUUCAAGCUACUGUGCAGGACAGAAAAGGCCGUUUCAUGAAUCAAUAUUCGCUAGUUGAAGCCAUGACAGACAACUUGAGAAUUGUGUAAUUCUCUCAAAGGAGCCUCUCGUCUAGUAGAGCCGACUCGUUGAGGAGCCACAGAGGAAACUUCACGGUUCCGAAGCUGCUCCCGGAAUCCAACAUGGUGUUCGGAGUUCUAGGUGUGUUCUUGGGUCUACUCCUUGAGGUUUCUACACACGGACCCCACAGCAUUCCCCGGACCUCCUGGAAACACGAAGAGCUCAAGUUGGUGGAGUUUUCUGAGCCCGGCAUCUUCAACUAUUCCACUCUGUUGUUGAGUGAGGAUAAGGAUGUGCUGUACGUGGGAGCGAGGGAGGCCAUCUUUGAACUCCGCAUGACCAAUGUGUCAAUCAAGAACAACAAGGUUCAAUGGAAGGUCCCGGAAAACCACAUGACGAUGUGCAUCGUAAAAGGAAAAUCUAAAGAGACAGACUGUCUAAACUACAUCCGGGUGUUACAAGUGUUGGACGACAAGCGACUGUAUGUCUGUGGGACACAUGCCUUUCAGCCCGUCUGUCACUACCUAUCCCUAAAGGAUUUCAGUCUGGAGGGUCCAGCGGAGGACGGGAGAGGGAAAUGUUCCUUUGACCCAUCUCAGAGCUUCACAACGGUCAUGGUUGAUGGAGAACUUUACUCUGGAACGUCAUAUAAUUUCUUAGGAAGUGAGCCGAUCAUCUCCAGAUAUUCUCUUUCACAGAGUCUGUUGAGGACAGAGUAUUCAACAUCUUGGCUGAACGAGCCCAGUUUUGUUUUUGCUGAUGUCAUCAGAGAGGGGAAGAACAGUGCAGAUGGCGAGGACGAUAAGAUCUACUACUUCUUCACUGAAGUGUCUGUGGAGUACGAGUUCUUUGGCAAGCUGCUCAUCCCCAGGAUAGCACGCGUCUGUAAGGGUGAUCUGGGGGGCCAACGGACGCUACAGAAGAAAUGGACCAGUUUCCUGAAGGCCAAGCUGGUGUGUUCCAUGCCAGAGCUCAACUUCGUGUUCAACGUGGUUAAUGACGUGUUCAUACUGAAGACUGCUGACUGGAGAGAGACUGUCAUCUACGGAGUGUUCACAUCCCAAUGGGGAAACGUAGGCCUGUCUGCAGUGUGUGCCUACGACAUGAUGGCAGUAGAAAAUGUGUUCUCCAAGGGGAAAUACAUGCAGAAAGCCACAGUGGAACAGUCUCACACCAAGUGGGUGAGGUACAAUGGGAUCACCCCCACCCCUCGCCCGGGAGCUUGCAUCAACAACCACCACCGUCUCCAGAACAUCAGCAGCUCUCUCCACCUGCCGGACAAGACCCUGCAGUUUGUUAAGGACCAUCCCUUACUGGAAGACCCUGUCCUUCCCAUCGGCAACGGGCCCAAACUCAUCACCAAGGACGUCAGCUACACCCAGAUCGCUGUGGAGAGGGUGCAGGCGCUGGACAACAACGUAUAUGACGUCAUAUUUACUGGGACCGAUAAAGGACUUCUGCAUAAAUCCGUGGUGUAUGACGGGCUGGUCCAUACAGUGGAAGAGAUUCAGCUUCUCCACAAAUCUGAGCCUAUCAAGACCUUGCUUCUGUCAUCACAAGGGACGAGGUCCCUGUACGCUGGCUCGGACUCGGGCGUGGUGCAGUCUCCUACUGCGUUCUGUGACAAGUACCCAUCCUGUUCAGACUGUAUCUUGACCCGGGACCCUUACUGUGCCUGGGACCCAGACUCUUCCACCUGUGUCAACAUCUUCCACACCCAGGGCCUCACACACCGGAACUUGAUCCAGAGCCUUAACGGUGAUGCAGACAAGUGUCCCUCAGCGCCAGGGCUCUCCGUGGAGAACUACCAGCGGGUGACAGUUAAACCAGGGAGCUCGGCUGAGCUGCCAUGCCUGGUUCAGUCCAACCUGGCCGUGGUGGUCUGGAAGCAGAACAGCAGCACCAUGACCGAGGCCUCCAAGUUCCACCUGAUGGGUGAGACGGGUCUGCUCAUUUACAGCGUGGCCCCAGAGGACCACGGCCUUUACGAGUGCUGGUCACUGGAGUGGGCCCCUGUUGCAGGGAAGAACUUCAGCCGCCUCCUGGCUGGGUAUGUCCUAGACCUGGAUGUCCCCAGGAGGCCUUCACCACGAGGCCACCCCCCUCAGACCGCCAGCACCCUCAGCUCCGCUCACCCCCACCACCAGUCCACCGCUGCCACUGAAGCCGCCUCCUCUGCUGUUCCUCCUCUCUCUCCUGUUGACACUUCCUCAUCCCUGUCCACCUCGGGAAGUAGUCCCUCUCUCCCUCCUUCCUCCACCUCCUCUGAGGGGUUAGGGGUGUGCCUGCUGCCCCCAUCCCUUCAAGACCAGGCUUGGGGGGUUCAGGCUCAGGAGGCCUUCCUGCUCUUCUGUCUGGCCUUGGGUCCCAGUGAUCUCCAAAUUCACUGGCAGCUGAACGGGGCCCACCUGGAGACGCCCAUCACAGUGUACCGCCACCCCUUGGUCCGGGGGAACCCCCAUGGAGAGGUGCUGGUGAGCAGCUGGGUGAGAGAGAGGGCCCUGGUCAAGGACUCCAGCUACCAAUGUGUCGCUGCGUCCAGCGCAGGAAAUGACACAUCUAAAGUGGACCUCAACAUCCUCAGUAGAGAUGAAGACAGUAUUCCAUCCAGAGAUAUGAGCCAAUGGAGGAGUGCCCUCUCAGAACACGACAAACUGCUAAAGAGGUGGAAAAGAGCAUGGAGCACUGCAGAGGUGAUGAAUUCCAGUGAAUCAAGAAGUGAAUGCCCCAUACUUCUACACGGUUCAAAAAUAGUUAACUAUUUAAAACGGCACAAAAAUGUGGUUGUUUCCUGGUUCAACCUUGUACGUGUCUCGGGCAAGGAUCAUCAACUAGAUUCAGCUGCGGAGCAUGUGGGAAAGCUGCGAGGGUCAAGGUGCUCUCUGAGGUCACCUGUGCUCCACUGUUAUUGGCUCCUAAGACAGGCUUCAGCCCAGGUGACCCUACCUGACCUUGGUCCAAAAAUGCCAAGUCAUGACGAGACAUGGUACUAUUCUCGCCGUUUGACGCCUGACGCAAGGCUUCAACCUCCGGCUUCGGUUCUGCAGUGUUCACCUGUUGUGGUGCAUCGAAGAUAUUCUAUAAUGUUACAGGCCCUUCAUACAGGCUUUAGCAUAGGCCUUAGUCUCCCCCUUACUGACUGACUGGGGACUGGGCAGAUCAGUUGACUUUGCUCUUGGGAGGGUCUACUCUGCAUUCUCAGUGAAAGCAGAAGAUUCUCUGUGACUGAGUGGUGGCAUGCAGUGUCAGAUAUCUCCACAGUGUCAGAUAUCUCCACAGUGUCAGAUAUCUCCACAGUGUCAGAUAUCUCCACAGUGUCAGAUAUCUCCACAGUGUCAGAUAUCUCCACAGUGUCAGAUAUCUCCACAGUGUCAGAUAUCU